AGAGUAAGGUAGAUAAUAUUUCAUAAAAAAAAAGCGAAAAGAUUUCUUAUAAUGCAUAUGUGUUGUCUCAUAGCUUGUAAGAAUAAGAAGAAAAAAACACGGAUGAACAUAGCCCUGCCUCCUCCUCCCUCAGUUCAUUGAAGCUCACUCAACAUCGCACUUCACGUUCUCCAUCCCAUUGAAGCAGCUUCUGAAAACCCUUUAAUGUUAAGAUCGAACUAUGAAAUUGGGACUAUUUUCUCUGGGACCAGGGCGACUGCCCCUCCUGUCCGGCGAAGGUCUUGCUCACGAUCUCUUCCUUUUUUUAAAUCCCUUGAGGUUUCAUUUGCAACGACCAAAGUGAACAUUAGAUUGAUGAGGAUGGAUUCAUAUGGUGGUUGCGGGAUCCCAGUAACGAAAUUGCCGAGGCAUCUGAUAGUUAUGGAUGUGGCAAGAGUUGAGCCAGAUGGACUUGAUGAAAAGGCCCAAAAGGAAGUUGACGAAGGCAGCAACCUAUUGGAAAAGGAAGAGAUGCAUUUGGAAGAGCAACAUAAAGCUGGUCAGUUGAAGAACAGAGUUAUAUAUGGAUUUGUGAUUGGCAUUGCAGUAGGUGGCAUCAUACUGGCAGGAGGAUGGGUUUACACUAUCGGUGUUGCUGCUGCAGUUUUUAUCGCAGCAAGAGAGUAUUUUGGAUUGGUAAGGAGUGAUGGGAUUGCCAUGGGAAUGACACCGCCACCUCGAUAUGUGUCAAGAGUUUGUUCUGUUAUCUGUGCUCUUAUGCCUGUUUGGACCUUGUAUGCUGGUCACAUUGACAUCUCAGUAACAUCUGCAGCUUUCGUUGUUGCAACAGCUUUGCUUUUACAAAGAGGAAAUCCUCGCUUUGCUCAGCUUAGUAGUGCCGUGUUUGGGCUGUUUUAUUGUGGCUAUCUACCUUGUUUCUGGGUCAAGCUUCGAUGUAGUUUAUCACUUCCAGCCUUGAACACAAAAAUCGGAUAUUUCUGGCCUGUUCUUCUUGGUGGCCCAACACAUUGGACUGCAGGUCUUGUGGCUACCUUAUUAUCUAUCAGCAGCAUCAUCGCAGCAGAUACAUUUGCUUUCCUUGGAGGCAAGCAGGCAUUUGGCCGCACUCCGCUUAUUAAUAUUAGCCCAAAAAAGACGUGGGAAGGAGCUAUAGUGGGUUUGGCUGGUUGUGUUGCUACUUCUGUCAUAUUAUCGAAAUUACUUUUUUGGCCAAAGUCUUUGACAAGUGCAGUUGCAUUGGGGUUUCUGAAUUUCUUUGGGUCGUUGUUUGGCGACCUGACUGAGUCGAUGAUAAAACGUGAUGCAGGUGUAAAAGAUUCUGGGUCUCUUAUACCAGGACAUGGUGGAAUACUAGACAGAGUUGACAGUUACAUCUUUACUGGUGCACUCGUGUACUCUUUUGUUAAAACUUUCCUGCCACUCUGGGGUGUCUGAAGAAUUUUUGGUGUAGUGAAAGAGGCUCUCGAACGUGAAGCUUUCGGAGUAUUAGUCUAUAGCCCGUUGCUAAGUAUUUUAGUCCCAUACUUUCCAGUUUUUGUUGUAUAGAUUCUAUUCAACCCUUAGUUAUAGCUCAAUAAGUCGUGUAGUCCAAUGAGCAUGUAUUAAGUAAUUUGCAUAUCUUUCACUGUAUGUCCAUCGUCAAAAUCAUACUACAUCUGUAUCUUGAACUUUAUAUUUAUUCAAGAUUAUAAUUCAGAGCAA
This is a messenger RNA of Chenopodium quinoa (quinoa), 1701 nucleotides long. Its product is annotated as phosphatidate cytidylyltransferase 4, chloroplastic-like. Bases 205 to 1434 code for a protein of 409 amino acids. The transcript is spliced from 8 exons. NCBI's taxonomy places the organism in Eukaryota, Viridiplantae, Streptophyta, Magnoliopsida, Caryophyllales, Amaranthaceae. The record is from RefSeq and is a predicted model, not a curated record. Gene Ontology annotation, molecular function: transferase activity, transferring phosphorus-containing groups. Gene Ontology annotation, cellular component: membrane.